Messenger RNA from Kwoniella shivajii, 750 nucleotides. RefSeq lists its product as uncharacterized. The coding region runs from base 1 to 750 and encodes 249 amino acids. The transcript is spliced from 10 exons. Gene Ontology annotation, cellular component: Golgi membrane. Gene Ontology annotation, biological process: protein secretion; vesicle-mediated transport. Lineage: Eukaryota; Fungi; Basidiomycota; Tremellomycetes; Tremellales; Cryptococcaceae. The record is from RefSeq and is a predicted model, not a curated record.
AUGUCAUCGACCCCUUUCUUGUCUGGGACCAUAGAACCCGAUGAAGAAGCUCCUACAUUGCCUCACGGAAAGAUAGGUGCAUCAUCCCGAGCUUCCGAGCCUGUAGUUUUAGUUCCUGGAACUACUGCUAGUGGGAGCGCAGCAACCGGUAUAGGAAAUGUGGAGGAAGGCGGUAUUAGAGGAAUACUGAAACAAUCCUCUCAUCCAUUAUCGUUAUUUUGCCUUUAUUUAUUUAGAAGUGCAGCUAUAGCGGUCUACGUACUGUGUGGGCUCUUCACUGACAACUACGUAUUGAGUAUUGUUGUAGUUGUGGUAUUACUUUCACUCGAUUUCUGGAAUACAAGAAACGUGGCUGGUCGUACGCUUGUAGGAUUACGAUAUUGGAAUGAAGUAGAUGAAGAAGGUGAAAGUUCAUGGGUCUUCGAAUCGAGAGAUCCGUCGAGACCUGCUAAUGUAAUAGAUGCCAAGAUGUUCUGGAUCGCACUUUACGCCUAUCCUUUAGGCUGGUUAGCCCUUUUCAUCGUUUCGUUAUUGAAAUUUAAUGUUUCUUUCUUACCGAUAGUACUCCUAGCACUGGUAUUCAAUCUCUCCAAUUUGUUAGGGUUCACCUAUGCCGAUCGAGAUGCUCAGAAGAGGUUCGCAUCCGGAAUUGCAUCUAGUGGAAAUCUGCUAGGAUUUGGAUUCGGGGGUAUAGGCGGCCAAUUGGUUGGAGGGAUGAUGAAGAAUACUUUGGGCAGAGUGCUUGGUUAA